This is a messenger RNA of Anopheles stephensi (Asian malaria mosquito), 1774 nucleotides long. RefSeq names its product peroxiredoxin-5, mitochondrial (gene Prx5). The transcript has 3 exons. The record is from RefSeq and is a predicted model, not a curated record. The coding region runs from base 323 to 913 and encodes 196 amino acids. Gene Ontology annotation, molecular function: thioredoxin peroxidase activity. Gene Ontology annotation, cellular component: peroxisome; mitochondrion; cytoplasm. NCBI's taxonomy places the organism in Eukaryota, Metazoa, Arthropoda, Insecta, Diptera, Culicidae. Gene Ontology annotation, biological process: cellular response to oxidative stress; hydrogen peroxide catabolic process; cell redox homeostasis.
CCAUGCAAACGUUUGAAUAACGAGUUUUGACGAGGCCUGCAAACCACAAGCCCACUGUGGUCAGCUGUCAAGGAUCGUUUUGCCGUGAACAACAUUGUGCAGGUGUUGUGCAACAUUAGUGGAAAUCACAAUAAAUCGGCGUUAAAACAGAACCGAACCUCGGGCUGUGUGUUUGGCACGGAGAUAAGGACCUCUCGGUAACUUGCCCUUUCCAGCACGUGGCUAUCUCAUCGCGCACCCAUCUUCCCAUCGCUUCUCCACGCCGUUCCGGUUUGUUGCUUCUGUCUGCUGCUGCGGGUGUGUGUGCGCGCGCGAUUACUCGAUGCAUUCGUUCGUGCGUUCGUCGUGUGCCUUCGUCAAAAAUUCCUUUGUGCUGAACCAGUGCGGACGUCCCGUGUUGCUGAACGCUUCUGCUGCUGCUACAUUCCACACAUCGAAGAUGGUGCAAAUUAAGGAAGGUGACAAGAUUCCCUCGAUCGACCUGUUUGAGGAUUCGCCCGCCAACAAGGUAAACAUUGCGGAUCUCUGCUCGGGCAAGAAGGUGAUCCUGUUUGCCGUGCCCGGAGCCUUCACGCCCGGCUGCUCCAAGACGCACCUGCCCGGAUAUGUCGACAAGGCAGGAGAUUUGAAAUCGUCCGGUGCUGCCGAGAUUGUGUGCGUGUCGGUAAACGAUCCGUUCGUGAUGUCGGCCUGGGGCAAACAGCACAACGCCGGCGGCAAGGUGCGCAUGUUGGCCGAUCCGGCCGCCGCGUUCACCAAGGCGCUGGAGCUCGGUGCCGAUCUGCCGCCGCUCGGUGGACUGCGCUCGAAGCGCUACUCGAUGGUGCUGGAGGAUGGUGUGGUCAAGUCGCUGAAUGUUGAACCGGACGGUACGGGCCUCUCGUGUUCGCUGGCCGACAAGAUUAAGAUGUAAAAUGCGUCUCGUAAGCGUCGUAAAUCGCCGGCACACGCGCCUUCACGGCUCUUUUGCACACGUUUUCUCACAACCUCUAUAGCAAUAAUGUGUAUGGUUCAAUGGUUCAAUGGUUGUACCUUUUAACUCUCAAACUCGAUCGAUAAUAAUUAUCUAUUAGGACACACACACACACACACAUAGUUGAAUAUAGGCACUCGUAACAUAAUCUAGCUUCCAACUCCUUUCCUUUCCUUGGCCCAGGAUGGCUCUACACCACACUGAAGUAGGAUAGAAAUACGAAUUGAUUAUGUAUGGUCGAAAUUCUAAAACAUUCAACACACACACACUACACUUGUCGCUGUGCCGUAAUCGAAUGUGCUCUUGAUCCUUAAAUUAUUUCGAUGUCCGGAUGUCCUUUUUGGAGAUCAGUGUUGAGAUCACGAGAAAGAGAAAGAUGAAACUUACCAAAAACAAACCUGCAGAACCCCGAGAACAAUAACUAGUUGGCUACAUGAUAGGGAUAGAAAUUAGUGCCAGGAAAUACAUCCACAAUUUGCCAUUAUACCUGUAAUCAUUCAUCAAGGGAAUAUCCGUAAUCUUUAUCUGCAUGUUCCGAUGUUCCCCUAAGCGUGCACCACCACAUCCAAACGGGAGAGCAAAAUGCUUUCUCAUGCUUAACGAUGUCAAUUCCAAACACACACGCACAAAUCAAUCAGCGUUAGUGAAGGGUGGGCCAAUUGUUGGGGGACCGCGAAAGUGUGAAGAACGUGCGAAGUUGUGGUCGUUGUUGGGCGGGAUUCAUUGAAUUUAAAAAUUGAUGGAAUAAAAUUCACGAUGCAUGCAAUUUUCAUAUGCAACAACUAUAGGUACAACUAAUAA